AUGGCUGAACAAGCAGUGGUUAUAGACAACGGUUCUGGAGUAAUUAAACUUGGACUUUCAGGAGAACUAAAGCCACGAUUCAUGUAUUCAAAUAUCAUAGGCAGACCGAAAUACAAACCUAUCAUGAUUGGAGCUGGACAGAAGGAUUAUUAUAUUGGAGAGGAAAUACAAGGAAGAAGGGGUAUCCUCUCAUUAAAAUACCCUGUUGAGCAUGGGGUGGUGAAUUCAUGGGAUGAGAUGGAGCUCAUAUGGAGGUAUGGCUAUCAAAGAAACUUAAUGCUGGACCCAUGUGAGAAACCAGUCCUUGUUACUGAGGCACCUCUGAAUCCACGUUCCAACAGAGAAAAGAUGAUGACUGUUUUAUUUGAGGGCCUUCAAGUUCCUGCAACAUAUGUUGCAGUCCAAGCAGUUUUAGCUCUCUACUCCUCAGGAAGAGUAACCGGCUGUGUGGUGGACAUAGGUGAUGGCGUAACGCACACUGCACCUGUCUUUGAAGGAUACUGUCUUCAACAUGCUGUGCUAAGGCUUGAUCUAGCAGGCAGAGACCUGACUGAUUAUCUAAUGCGAAUACUAAAUGAAAGUGGCAUUUCUUUUAUUAGUACAGCUGAAAGAGAAAUUGUCAAAGAAAUAAAAGAAGCGGUGUGCUACGUGGCUCUGGACAUAGAAUUGGAAAGAUCGAAGGACCCUGCAGCAUUGGAAGAAAAAUACACACUUCCAGAUGGAAAAAUAAUCCAUGUCCAAAAAGAGAGGUAUACAUGUCCAGAAACAUUGUUUAGCCCAGAUAAAAUCGGAGUAGAAGGACCGGGAAUUGAUAGAUUGUGUUUUAACAGCAUCAUGAAGUGUGACAUUGACCUUAGGAGCACCCUUUUCAACAAUGUGUUAAUGUCUGGAGGGACCAGCUUGCUUCCUGGAAUUGCUGGUCGUAUGACCAAGGAACUGACAACAUUGAUGUCACCAGAAUACCCACUAAAUGUUUUUGCCUCACCUGAAUCAAUGUUGGCAGUAUGGAUGGGAGGAUCUAUAUUGUCAUCUUUGUCUCCCUUUCAGAAAAUGUGGAUCACACGGUCAGAAUACAUGGAAGCUGGUCCAUGUAUAGUACACAGAAAAUGCUUCUAG
Messenger RNA from Pelobates cultripes (western spadefoot toad), 1116 nucleotides. The record is from the annotation of a GenBank genome assembly. Lineage: Eukaryota; Metazoa; Chordata; Amphibia; Anura; Pelobatidae.